Molecule: messenger RNA, 1601 nt
Organism: Raphanus sativus (radish)
Lineage: Eukaryota; Viridiplantae; Streptophyta; Magnoliopsida; Brassicales; Brassicaceae
Product: putative pumilio homolog 8, chloroplastic
Exons: 5
Coding region: 57-1454 (465 amino acids)
Biological process (GO): post-transcriptional regulation of gene expression
Cellular component (GO): cytoplasm
Molecular function (GO): mRNA binding
Source: RefSeq, a predicted model, not a curated record
UAUGCAUUUUGUAGUAAGCUAAAAAAAAAAAUACUGAAAAGCAAAGAGAUAGAGAGAUGAUGAAGAGAGGUGAACUUGGUGAAGAAGAAGAAGAAGCUUCGUGUCUCUCACGUUCUCCUCUGCAAAACUCAUGGAAUCAUCAUCACAGUCUCUGCCCUGGAGGCUCUUCUUCCAGUUCUAGUAGGUUCUCUCUCCGAUCGCCGUCUGAUUACUCUCUCUCCAGCUACUUCUCAAACGGACAGUGUAAUGGUUCGUCGUCUCCAUUCACUUCUCAUCCGUUUGAUGAGAUUACGACAAGGACAACAAAGUAUGAUCAUGACCUGAGUCUCUGCGAGAGUCUUCUCCAUCGUUUGAACAUCAGAGAAGAAUACAAAUCUGUUCAUCAUCAAGGAACCUUCAACCACCACUCUGUUCAGUCAUACUCUCAUCAGAAAAGCUGUGCUGGAAGCUUGUCUGAUCAUCAUCAAGGAAGUAGAAGAAACAAGAAUCAUCCAAGCAUUCUUGAUUCACAAGGAUACAUUUACCUGAUGGCCAAAGAUCAGCAUGGAUGCAGAUCCUUGCAGAAGAUCCUUGAAGACGGAGCGUCUCUAGACACUAUGGCCAUUUUCAACGAGGUGUUUCCACAUGUUGUUGAGCUUAUGAUACAUCCUUUUGGGAAUUACUUGAUGCAGAAGCUAUUAGAUGUUUGCAACGAAGAACAGAGAACAAUGAUCAUACUCCUUGUGACUUCAGAACCAGGACUGCUUGUCCGGAUAGCACUCAACGCUCACGGUACUCGAGUUGUUCAGAGAUUAGUGGAAUCAAUCAAAACCAAGAAUCAGAUUUAUCUACUGACAUCAGCUUUGAGACCUGGAUUUCUCAACCUAGCUAAGGAUGUGAAUGGGAAUCAUGUGGUUCAGCGUUGCUUGCAGUGCCUUACUACACAAGAUAACGAGUUCAUCUUUGAAGAUGCUGCAAGGUUCUGCAUCGAUAUCGCCACGCAUCAACAUGGAUGCUGCGUUCUACAAAAAUGCGUAGCUUGUUCCACUGGACAACAACGAGAGAAGCUCAUAAUCGAAAUCUCUAGAAACAGUCUCUUCCUUGCUCAACACCCUUAUGGGAACUACGCAGUGCAAUUCAUUAUAGAAAUGAGGGAUUUUAAAGCGACUGCAAUGGUGCUUGCACGGUUAAAAGGGCAUUAUGUAGAGCUCUCGAUGCAGAAAUUUAGUAGCCAUUUGGUGGAAAAAUGCUUAACUCAUUGUCCAGAGAGCCGUCCUCAGAUAGUGCUUGAACUCAUCUCUGUCCCUCGUUUCGAUCUUCUGAUUCAAGACCCUUUUGCAAAUUUUGUUAUCCAAGCUGCUCUUUCUGUCACCAAGGGUUCACUUCAUGCCAUUCUCGUGGAACUCAUAAGGCCUCACUCGGAUCUACGUAAGAAUCCUUACUGCAAAAGGAUUUUCUCAAGAAAUAUGUCUUGAGGAAUUGAAGAUCGAAAAGGCUUCUAAUCUUUUAUAGGUGGUGGAUGAGUUUGUAACUUCGAAGUCUGUUGUAUUUUUCUUGUUCUUGGUCAAGUUUGUUCUAUGAAUAAACUUAAACAUACUUGAUCUCUCUAAGUCAAUGUCUAC